Molecule: messenger RNA, 535 nt
Organism: Odocoileus virginianus texanus
Lineage: Eukaryota; Metazoa; Chordata; Mammalia; Artiodactyla; Cervidae
Source: RefSeq, a predicted model, not a curated record
AUUCGCAGGGAUCAGGUUCAAAUCCAUAACUUUCAAAAAUUCAGUUUUUAAGUCCUGCACCUUUGAGGAUGUGACUUCAGUCAACACCUACUUCAAGAACUGCACAUUUAUUGAAACUGUUUUUAACAAAACAGAUUUUGAGCCAUAUAAAUUCAUUAACUGCAGAUUUCAAAACAGCACAUUUUUGUACAAUAAGACAGGAUGCCAGUUUACCUUUGAUGAUGACUAUAGUGCCUACUGGAUUUAUUUUGUCAACUUCCUGGGGACAUUGGCAGUGUUGCCAGGGAACAUCGUGUCUGCUCUCCUGAUGGACAGAAUUGGGCGCUUAACGAUGCUAGGUGGCUCUAUGGUGCUUUCGGGGAUCAGUUGUUUCUUCCUUUGGUUUGGCACCAGUGAAUCCAUGAUGAUAGGCAUGCUGUGUCUGUACAAUGGGUUGACCAUCUCAGCCUGGAACUCUCUUGAUGUGGUCACCGUGGAGCUGUACCCUACAGAUCGGAGGUAUGUUGAAAUGGGCCUGCAGCGAGAGGUGCUUUGA